Molecule: messenger RNA, 1700 nt
Organism: Onthophagus taurus
Lineage: Eukaryota; Metazoa; Arthropoda; Insecta; Coleoptera; Scarabaeidae
Gene: blow
Product: PH domain-containing protein blown fuse
Source: RefSeq, a predicted model, not a curated record
UCCAAUUUUUUAACUAACGCCGUAUUCAUUAAUUGUACAUCUACCAGUGAGUAACAGAUUUAAUUGACGACGACGGCGGCUUAGUUUGGAGACUACGCCUCGUCUCUGCGGGAGGUUGUUCUAACUUCAGAACUUCUCGAAACGAGAACUCGGUAUUCCCAAAACAGUGAUUCGAUUAACUCCAAACCAACAGUUUCCUUUCAAAUGUGUGCGACGAUGUGUUAUUUUUUGUGAACAAAUUCAAUUAAAAAAAUAAUAAUAAAUUUUAUUAAACGACGCCUUUGUUAAUUAAUCAAACAUGUUAAACGGAAACGUAAACUCAUUGGUGGGCGAUAUAGAAGCUCUUUUAAAAGAUAUUUGUGAAUUUCUCGGAAAUAACGUAAAUGACGGGUUUUCCAAAGAACAGAAAUCGUUGGCGGAAAAGCUGAUAAACCGGUCGAAAUCACAAUUACAAACGAUAGCUAAAUUUACAGUUGAUACACCGGAAUCGGAUGCAAGUUAUGUUGAUAUGACCCCUAAAGUACCUCCAAAACCUAUUCCAAAAGAUAUUACUCCAACAGAAAGUAAUGCAACAAUCGAGCUAAUCACAAAGGACUGUCCUUAUAAAUCUAUGAGUGUAUUAGACGCAAAAUCCGAUAACCAUUGGGGAUACUUGGAGAGGAAAAAAACCGUUUGGUUCUUAGAACAUCAAAUUAAACAGCUUGCUAUUAUUGUCGAUUCAUGGUUGUUAAUUUACACAUCGGAAAAAGACAUCAAACCGAUAGAAUUUGUAGAUUUAGAAAUGACAACUGUAAAAUAUGUGAACACAGGAGACGUUAAAUGUAAAAAACAAGCGAGAUCUUUUGAGCUUAUAUCACCUUCAAAAAAUUAUCAAUUUUUAGCAAAAAAUGCCAAAGAUUUGGACCAAUGGAUUACUGCAUUAAGAAAAGCUACAUUGAUCUUACCAGAGCAAACCACAAUCAAAGGAAAUAUAGAAAUUAAUAAACCAUAUCACAAAUCUGUUCGAAAAGAAUUACCACCGCUUCCACAAGUUCUUAGCAUCCCAAAUUCGUACAUGUUAAAUGAAAAUAAGAAGCAUGAAUCAUUAGAAACUUAUGAUGCUGUUAUUCUAACUGAUGUUGAUGAAAACGGAGAAAAUAUAUAUGAAACUCCCGUACAUGUGUCUUCUCCAACACCACAACAAUCCAUUGAAAAACAAGAUCUAUCUCCACCACCGUUACCGCCACCCUUACACAGUAAACCAAAGUAUUUUUUGCAUGCACACAAUAAAAAUUCUCAACAUCCUAAAUUGUCCACACCAGAACAGUCAAUUGAAGACGAUGAAGAUGAACAAGUUGACUAUGAUCUUCCGUUGAAUGAAAAAAUACAAGCAGAACGAAAAGUUUCUAUGAAUCAAGUUAAAAAUGAGUCCAUUGAGGACGAAAGUGAUUCUCAAGAAAUUUAUGAUGAAGUUAUAACGCCUUUAGCAAAACCAGCAUUAAAACCAAACGUUCUUCAGUUAAAAAGUAAAUUAGAUCUCAAACCCAAGCAAAAAUUUGCUGGAAUUAGUAGAACUUCAAGUUAUUCUUUGAGAGAUAAUCCAGAAUAAACUAAAAUUCAACUCAAAGAAAUACAUAUUACUAUGUUAGAAAUUAAAAUUUAUGAAUUGUACAUAAAAAUAUAUUAUUUACACUAGUCAAUAAUUUUCAUUGUUAUUAUAU